UCGGACUCGGUAUAAGGGCUUGUCGAUGGCUCGAUAACCGGGUGCUGAGUGUUAUGUUUAGGGCGGCAAUGGGCGGAAUGCCCCAAUGCGAUUUGAAUAAUAAUAAAAAUGUCAAAUGUAUAAUUUUCGGGGGGGGCUGGCAAAUUAAGGGUAAAAUGAGGUUAUUUUGGGCCCGACCCCGAUUUCAAUUCAAUUUCGAUAUUGGAUUGGAUUGCUGAUUGAAGUAUAAAAGCAGCAGAGAUUUGCAUAUACUGAUCAUAUCACGUCUGAACAUGAGAUUCGAUUUGCUGAUCAGCUAUCUACUGCUGGGAUUACCGCUUUGCUGGGCCGGGGCGACAGAGGAGCAAAUGUGGGCAGCAGGAAAACUUAUGCGGGACGUUUGCUUCCCCAAGUUCCCGAAGGUGAGCGUUGCUACCGCUGAUUCCAUACACGAUGGCGUCAUUCCGGAUGACAAGGACUCCAAGUGCUACAUCAACUGCAUUCUCGAGAUGAUGCAAACAAUCAAGAAGGGCAAGCUGCAGCUGGAGUCGUCGCUGAAGCAGGUGGAGCUCCUCUUGCCGGACAAGUACAAGCCGAGCUAUCGCACGGGCAUCGAUCUGUGCAAAGACUCCACCAAUGGCAUCAAGAACAACUGUGAUGCUGGCCACGCGCUGCUCACCUGCCUGCGUGCCAACAUCGAUGUCUUUGUGUUCCCCUAGACAUCGACUUGGAGUAAACAACUUUUCCAUUUCCUUUUCCCGAUGUGUGUAAGUGCUUCAAGGUCCCCCCACUUUGACCGGCAGGUUAAGUGCCAGCUGAGCAUUACGAAUAAAGUUGAUUCGAUUUUCGAUAAGAUACUAAACUCGAAACGAAAACGAAACAAU
This is a messenger RNA of Drosophila albomicans, 863 nucleotides long. RefSeq names its product general odorant-binding protein 19a (gene Obp19a). NCBI's taxonomy places the organism in Eukaryota, Metazoa, Arthropoda, Insecta, Diptera, Drosophilidae. Gene Ontology annotation, biological process: sensory perception of smell; olfactory behavior. Gene Ontology annotation, cellular component: extracellular region. The coding region runs from base 273 to 698 and encodes 141 amino acids. The transcript is spliced from 3 exons. The record is from RefSeq and is a predicted model, not a curated record. Gene Ontology annotation, molecular function: odorant binding; dibutyl phthalate binding.